Pezoporus flaviventris is the source of this 542-nucleotide messenger RNA. RefSeq names its product molybdenum cofactor synthesis 2 (gene MOCS2). The record is from RefSeq and is a predicted model, not a curated record. Gene Ontology annotation, biological process: Mo-molybdopterin cofactor biosynthetic process. NCBI's taxonomy places the organism in Eukaryota, Metazoa, Chordata, Aves, Psittaciformes, Psittacidae. The transcript has 4 exons. Bases 136 to 396 code for a protein of 86 amino acids. Gene Ontology annotation, cellular component: cytosol.
ACCCUACCGGAGCGAGGAGGCGCCGCGCUCCCAGCCUAGGCCGCAAGGGGCGGUCCGGGCACGACGCCUCUCGGCCGGGCGCAGGCGCCACCGUGAGCCCGCGGCGGAGGGCUACCCGCCCGGCGACGGGCCUCCAUGCGCUGCCAGGUCUCGGUGUUGUAUUUCGCCCGGAGCGCGGAGCUGGCAGGGCUGCGGAGUGAGACCCUCUCGGUGCCACGCGAGAUCACCGCGCUCCAGCUCUGGGAGGAGAUCGUCAAGUUGCACCCCAGGCUUGCUGUCAUCCGGGAUCAAGUAGUUUUUGCUGUUAGGCAGGAGUACGUGCUUCUUGGAGAUCAGCUCCUGGUCCUGCAGCCUGGAGACGAGGUUGCCAUCAUCCCACCAAUUAGCGGAGGAUGAAUCUACCGAAGUUCUGUUAAGUCCAGAGAUGUUAUUGCAGUUCUGUCCCUCCAUAUUGAUACUCUUUUGAGAGAGCAUAACUUGUUUUUCCUGCUGCAGAAAACGUUGACCAGAAACCACAAGUUAGUGCACCAGUAAAUGAUUAA